Molecule: messenger RNA, 1567 nt
Organism: Colletotrichum godetiae
Lineage: Eukaryota; Fungi; Ascomycota; Sordariomycetes; Glomerellales; Glomerellaceae
Exons: 1
Coding region: 270-1076 (268 amino acids)
Source: RefSeq, a predicted model, not a curated record
ACUAGACCGGGAUAGAUAUUUUUUUGGCCGUGACAACGCGCAUCCCUUUUUGCGAACGAUCCGCCGUGAUAUUCUUCAACAGAAUCUUGGCCCCCUCUGCAGUGUUUCGAGGUACAGUGGCGCCAAUACUGCCGGCGACGAAUGGUAUUGAGCCGUGCAGUACUCAUGACAGUGGAUGAUACAACAUGUCUAAUUGCUUCGCCUCAGCCCAUAGUUAUCAUAUCCGAAGAUCUCUCAAGCUUGCGCGGUCAUUGGGCGGUCCCUAAUUCAUGAGGAAUUCUCUUGCCCAAUGCAACUAUUGCACGCGGUAUCCAUAUGCAGGUCGAAGAAGUUGUUGGCACAAGCGAUGUGCUGCCAACUACAACAUCGGUGUACCGUUGCAUCUACGGUCACAUGACGAGAGCGACACCGAAACUGUGAUACGCCCCCUUGCGGAUCGCGUGGCCCUCAGGGAUGGAUCAAACUCCAGCUUGAGCCUGAUGCCUGAAUGUUGCAAAUCUAGGUGGGAAAUGCCAUCAAGCAGCCAAGGGGGUUCUGGUGUGCGAGGACUGUCAAGCGGUCAAAGCGUAACUCACAUGGUUGAACAAACUUUCGUCGCAAGGUCGAUGAAUGUUGAUCUCGAUGCCCAACCACAACCAUGGACGGCGUUUCCGACUUCGAUCUCUAUUGAGGACGGCACAAUGCCUUGUUCUGAUAGUGUACCCCUAAAUAUCUCCGCCGGCCUAGUGUCGCCGCCAGAGGCAAAAUUUUCGUGUUCCAGUUCACACACAGCGGGCGCCGAAAAGGGGGUUCUGUUACGUUGCAGUGCAGGCCAUGCUCAGUGUCAACAGCUGAGGUGGGCAGCAAGAGCAAGAUUCUGUAUUGUCCAGAUUUUCAGAGGCUCAGGGCUCACGAAACUGACUUUUCUUUUCUUGCAAGGGAGUCAAGCCGAUCUCCGAUUUCCGAUUUCAACCAAAGCCCUGGUCGAGAUGCGCCAAGCUGGAUUGAGAUUCCCUUUUGUUUGUGUGUUGGGGUCCUGGGGUUUGCCCUCAUCGGCUUUCAGAACUGCUUCUGAUGCGUAUCCUAGGACAUUGUAGUUUUCUCACAGUUGGCGAAUAUGACGAGCUACGAAAUCAGAAUGGGCGCGAUCUCGUACGAUUGUGUCCAGCAAUAAAAUCCAGCUUGACGACUGACGGAACAUGUUUGCUGAGUCUGUCGCUACAUUCCGAUCUCAGCCGCAAGAAUAGAGUCUGAACCCUUCACUGAAGCUCUCCGGGAGCGGGUGAAGUUAUCGGGCGACAUGCCGGAUGAGACCCCCACACCGGUAACCGGACGCCCAGAUCCAUACCCACCUCCAUUCCGGUCCGGUGCGUCGUAUGCAACCUCAAGUCAGAAUAGGGCACCUAGUUGAGUAUGAAAAGCGGUCAGAGUGUAUUACUUAAGCUUAGUAAGCCCGCGCUCGUGAGACUCAGGCGGUGUUCUCAACCUUCAUGCCAGAACAUGUGUCUUCAUAACGACAGAACUUGGUUAGGACGGCGAUUCACGGGUCUUUAUUGUUCUCAUACUUCGAUAUGAUGUCGUCUUCAAG